AUGGCAGCGUGGCGUCCCAAGCUCACUGCUCCCAACUCUGCCUCCGUAGCCAGCCGGGCCCGGAGUCUGCCCUUGUGAUGAACGGUUUGAAAGGUCCACAAGCGGGUGAGAGGCGACGCGGUGAUUGCCAGUUGCCCUCGCUUGGUCUCCGAGUGCAGCUGGAUCCAGCCUCAUCUCGGACGUCCCCAUACCCAGCUCCUGAAUCCUCAAACUUCUCUGUCUCUCAAGGUUCGGACUCUGGGGCCCCAACGCUGCGGAGGCGCCACCCGAGAAGGAAUUACCUAGACAAGACAGAUGCUACAAAGGAACCAAAAAACAGACAGAAUGGCAGAUUGCUACUGUUUGAUCCAAAGGAAAACGUGAUGCUUGAACCAAAGGAAGCAAUGUCAGAGAAGAAAGUCUCUUCAAAAAAGAUUGAAAAUAAAGUCUCUUUAAAGAAUACUGAAAAAAGAGUAUCUUCAAAAAAUAUUAAAAAUAAAGAUUUCUUAACAAAUCUACAGUCUGACCAAUGGCCAUCUUCUUUCUUAAAAGAAAGUACAGGUGAAGGGGGCAAAGACACAAUUAUUGCAAAGCAGGAGAAAACUAAUGAACAUUGUGUUCAGAGUAUUGAUAAGUUGUCAGAAUCAACGGAUGCUGAUGGUGAGGAUGAUACCAGUGAUGAAGAUGAUGAAGACAGUAACCCUAAAAAGGAUACUCGUGCCCCAUUAGAAUUGAUGGCAGAAUUCCUGAGAGCAGAAAUGGGCCGAGACUAUCAUCUCGCAAAAAAAUUAUGUCAGAUGAUCAUAAUCUAUGAACCAGAAAAUCCUGAGGCCAAGGAGUUUUUAUCACUUAUUGAAGAAAUGUUGCUGAUGGAGAAAGCUCAGAAUCUCAAGGAAGAUGAGGAAGACAGCGAAGAGGACAGCAGUGGUGAGAGUGAGGGAGAAGGCAGCGAGGACUUAAGUGACGAGAGUUCUGAUGAGUGUGAAGAUGGAUCAUGAAGGUCACUGGGUGGCUUCAGCUUCGUGUAUUUUCAUUAUUGUAUACCAUGCACAUAUAAAGAGGGAGAGCUGCA
Marmota monax (woodchuck) is the source of this 1051-nucleotide messenger RNA. It is a transcript of the gene Erich2, whose product is annotated as glutamate rich 2. Bases 78 to 977 code for a protein of 299 amino acids. The record is from RefSeq and is a predicted model, not a curated record. The transcript is spliced from 9 exons. Lineage: Eukaryota; Metazoa; Chordata; Mammalia; Rodentia; Sciuridae.